GUGAUGCGACCUCCGCGCUGUACCUCCAUAGACAACUGUCAUCUAACUACUGUCAAAUGAGUCAACGUUUCAGUUAAAUAAAACCAAUAUUUUUCUUGGUUUCUCGUUUUAUUAUGCCACAAUUUAUUUAACUGAGAAUGACUGACGAAAAACUAGGCAAGCCUUCGCUGUUAAGAUAUCUGCGACCCGAUAAGUUUGACAUCGAGCCUGAUGUCGCGGACUCCGAUACAAAAUGGCUACAUUGGAAAUCGACAUUCGAAAGCUUCUUAGCAGAAGAGAUUACCGAAGAUGUACCGGACUCCCUUAAGCGUAAGAUCCUAGUUAACCACUUAUCGGCAUCGAUUUAUAAGCAUAUCAAAACAUGCUCCACUUAUAAAGAUUCGAUGAAAGUUCUAGAAGACAUCUAUGUCAAACCGAAAAAUACUAUUCUAGCUCGACACAUUCUCUUCAAUCGCAAGCAACGAGCCGACGAAUCGAUCUCUGACUAUGUUAGAGCUCUCCGACUUUCUGCGAAAGAUUGUAAAUUCGAAGACGUCACAGCCCAAGAGCAUGAAGACCAAGCAGUUCGUAGUGCUCUCAUAUCCGGCUUACUAUCACGAAGGAUUCGCGAGCGGUUACUAGAAAACUCUAAACUCACUCUCUCAGAAGCACUUAAUCAAGCCGUAGCUCUGGAAACGGCAGAGAAGGAUGCAGUUACUAUUGGUAUUAGCUCUUCGCAACUUACCGCCAUAUCGCAAGGUAUUUCACGGGUAAAGGAAUCCGAAAAUCUAGUGGCGGCUCUAUCGUCACGAACUUUUCAAGCCGCCCCGAACACGCCACCUCCGGCUAAACCCUGCUUCUUUUGCGGCGGGAGUCUUCAUCCAAGGUUCAGAUGUCCAGCCAACAAAGCCACUUGCAAAAAGUGCUCAAAGAAAGGACACUUCGCAAGCGUCUGUAGAUCGGGCAAUUUUAACUUGAACUCCACGACAGUUGAAGAUCCUACAACCCCUAACAACGACCAAUUCUACAGUGGAGCUAUUUCUGCUGCCUCUCCUUCGAGCCUUAGGAGUGCAACAAUUCCAAUCAUGGUCAACGAAUACAAGGCUGAUGCUCUCGUCGAUACAGGAAGUUCGGUCAGCUUUAUUAAUGGUAAAGUUGCUCGCAUAAUGAAACUACGCAAAAAACCCUGCCAGCAGACAGUCAAUCUCGCUUCUCUCAAUCAAGUUUCCUUUGUUGAAGGUGUCUGCUUUGCUACUAUUACGAUGAAUGAGCAUACUUAUAAACAAACACCUCUUCUAGUUGUCGACAACCUCUGUGCCGACGUCAUCAUCGGCCAUGACUUGCUCAAACAUCACUCGAGCAUUCAUUUCAAUCUUGGUGGGCCUGGCGAACCUUUAGAGAUAUGCAACGUGUUACAAGCUUCGGUGCCGCCAGCCUCCGUAUUUACAAAUCUGUCGCCAAACAUUCGACCGAUCGUCGUGAGAAGCCGGCGCUACAGCAAGGAAGAUGAGGACUUCAUAAAAGAAGAAGUGUCUAAAUUACUUGAAGACGGGGUCGUUGAAACAAGCAUUUCCCCCUGGAGAGCUCAAGUCCUCGUAGCGGGAGGAGGAGUUCAUCGAAAACGACUUGUCAUUGAUUACUCCAUGACAAUAAACAAAUUCACCGAACUGGAUGCCUUCCCCUUGCCAAGCAUAGAAUCAGUCGUGAAUAACGUAUCAAGAUUUAAAGUGUUCAGUCAAAUCGACUUAAAGAGCGCAUAUCAUCAAGUACCCAUCUUAGAAAAUGAAAAGAUAUAUACAGCUUUCGAAGCUUGCGGCAAAUUGUACCAGUUUACACGCAUUCCAUUUGGCGUGACUAAUGGCGUUGCAGCUUUUCAACGAACUCUGGACUUCAUCAUAACAGAAGAGAAAUUAGAAGGAACGUUUGCCUACUUAGAUGAUGUAACCGUCUGCGGCAAAGAUCAAAGGGAUCAUGACCACAAUCUAAAACGCUUUUUGGACGCCGCUAAUAAAUUUCAUUUAACUCUAAACGAACAGAAGAGUAGCUUCCCGCUCCAACUAAAACUAGUGAACUAA
This is a messenger RNA of Maniola jurtina (meadow brown), 2054 nucleotides long. RefSeq lists its product as uncharacterized. Lineage: Eukaryota; Metazoa; Arthropoda; Insecta; Lepidoptera; Nymphalidae. The record is from RefSeq and is a predicted model, not a curated record. Gene Ontology annotation, molecular function: nucleic acid binding; zinc ion binding. The transcript is spliced from 2 exons. Bases 138 to 2054 code for a protein of 638 amino acids.